UACACAUCCCAUGUUAGAUGCUUUAGCCGCUUAAUUGCCUUUGUUCCAAAGCUACCAUAUUUCCCUAACUUUUGAACCCACAUGUCAUAUGCUUUCAUCAUGAUCAUAACUUGUGCACUAUUAAAUUUAUUAUUUCCUAUUGUUUUAAAUACAAGCCAACUUCAACCUUAAGCUCCAUAACACAAAAACAUCACUUCAUCAUAUUUGUGUUUCUAAAUUCUAAGUGUGAGUUAUUGUAACUUUCAUAACUUCAAAAACAAUGUCAGCUGUUGUAGGAACUAUUUGUUCCUCCCAAAAUCCUGGGAUUAUUCUUUCUUCUAACAUUAACAAAGAAGUUGAGCAUAAAGCUGAUGAUAACAUAGAGAGCAUAAGCUGCGAGUUGAAGGCCGAAAAUGCCGAUAUUAUUUGCAAAGAUUUGAUCAAAGAAAUGAGCAAAAGAACUACUGGUCAUAGUGAAGAUAAUUGUGUCGUAAAGCAAGAUGAUGAUGCUUGUUUGAAGUAUGAAGAUAGUGCAAAAGACAAAGCGCUUGACAAAGAUGAUAAGGGUGAUGAAAGCUCAAGCAAUCAGAAGCAACAGCUUCUAGAAAGCAAUGACCUUUUAGAUAUUGGAGAUAAGAACAGCACCCCAGAAGUGCAGAUUUUGAGCUUAUCAGUUCUUUCUCCUGGCCGUACUGAUGUAGUGUUGACUAUUCCAUUUCUUCCUACAACUUCUAAGGCCACUCUUUUUACCCUCAAAGAAGGAAGUAAAUACCGCAUCAAAUUUCUUUUUACUGUGACCAAAAAGGCUGUUAAAAACCUUACGUACACCUACAUGGUUUGGAAGUCUGGAAUCAGAGUGCACCAAACAAAGAAGUUGAUAGGCACAUUUAGCCCGCGACAAGAGCAAUAUACAUUUGAGUUAGAAGAAGGAACUACUCCUUCUGGAUUCUUUGCAAGGGGUCCUUUUCUUGUUCGAUCUAAGUUUGUGGAUGAUGAUGGCAACUGUUAUUUGGAUACCACUUACUAUUUUGACAUCAGAAAGGAUUGGGGAGCCAGAGAGAAGUGUUAAGGCUAAUGUUCUUUGUAAUCUUUGUACUUGUGUAUUGCUUUUAAUCUAUCAAGGAAAAAAUAAUUGCAAAUCCUUGCUUUAA
Beta vulgaris subsp. vulgaris (sugar beet) is the source of this 1130-nucleotide messenger RNA. Its product is annotated as rho GDP-dissociation inhibitor 1. Bases 260 to 1048 code for a protein of 262 amino acids. The record is from RefSeq and is a predicted model, not a curated record. Gene Ontology annotation, molecular function: protein binding; Rho GDP-dissociation inhibitor activity. Lineage: Eukaryota; Viridiplantae; Streptophyta; Magnoliopsida; Caryophyllales; Amaranthaceae. Gene Ontology annotation, biological process: Rho protein signal transduction. Gene Ontology annotation, cellular component: cytosol; cytoplasm; membrane. The transcript has 5 exons.